This is a messenger RNA of Baudoinia panamericana UAMH 10762, 1133 nucleotides long. RefSeq lists its product as uncharacterized. The record is from RefSeq and is a predicted model, not a curated record. NCBI's taxonomy places the organism in Eukaryota, Fungi, Ascomycota, Dothideomycetes, Mycosphaerellales, Teratosphaeriaceae. The coding region runs from base 148 to 1038 and encodes 296 amino acids. The transcript is spliced from 5 exons.
CUUGCGUCGGGCGACCUGAGUGCGCUUACUGGGCUGAGACGGUAGGCGAUGGUCAAUUGAUAAGACAGAGUGAACGUCUCUCGUCUGCUUCCUCUCGCGCCUCCCGUCUUCCUACUGUCGAGUGUCACCGAUAUUUCCAGUAUAGCCAUGGCGUACGAGCCCAUCUUCAAGCCCUUUGCGGCACGACCUAAGUCGCAGUACUUUUCGAAUCCAUAUAUGUUGCUCUCUCUGGUCAAGGACAACUACAGUCUCCAUGUGUGGCUUUUGGUUGGCGCUGUAAUCCAAGGCUUAAUCUGUCUACUGCCGUACCGCAACAUUGCGCUUGUGGCACCAGCUUUUCUAUUUCUCGGCUACGAAAUCGUUACCACGCUACUCAAGGCUUUCGGCAUAACUCACAACCCGUACAUGAAUAAUGUGAUCCCUGGUCGGACGGCGGUUGUGUUUCCAUCCGAGAAAGGCACCCAUGAAGAGCCUGCCGGAAGCUCGCUUUGCGCCAUCAUGCUAGCGGUGCGCUCGAAUCAUCCUCUGGGCGUGUUCGGUCCAGGCUACAACACAGUAGGCGACUACUUCAGACGCAUGAUGGAACAGCUCGACGCGGAGUCGAAACAAUGGGGCUACCUCGGUGCGUCGCCAUGGCUGUCGGUGGCUGAUCGUGGCGUUCAAUCCGAGUACAUGGUUAUGGUCUACUUCGAGAAUGAGGACUACAUGCAUCAAUUCGCUCAUGGUCCGCUACAUACUGAAACUAUGGAAUGGUGGCGUCGCGACCUUGACAAGCUGGCACACAUCAGCAUUAUGCAUGAGGUUUAUGCUGCGCCGAAGAAAUCAUGGGAAGGCAUCUACGCCAACUACGCGCCUACGGGUCUCGGUAGAGUGACCAAAGCCGCCACGACGGUUGAUGGAAAUGAGGUUUGGCUUAACACGCUUGUGAAGGGCAAGGGACGCCUCGCAUACAGCAAGGGACGUAUGGGCCGGGUGUACGAUCAACAAAGUGAGUGGUCCGCCUUCGACAGCACGCUGAACGCCGAGGAAAGAGCUUGAAUACUAGCAUACUGUUCCCUUGUUAUGUUCUCUGUAUCGUUCGAGCUUCAUAGUCGAUGCAGUUGAUGUGAAACAAAAGAUGAUUGUCCAUCUCG